Spodoptera frugiperda (fall armyworm) is the source of this 963-nucleotide messenger RNA. It is a transcript of the gene AdoR, whose product is annotated as adenosine receptor A2a. The coding region runs from base 1 to 963 and encodes 320 amino acids. NCBI's taxonomy places the organism in Eukaryota, Metazoa, Arthropoda, Insecta, Lepidoptera, Noctuidae. The transcript has 3 exons. Gene Ontology annotation, biological process: G protein-coupled adenosine receptor signaling pathway; adenylate cyclase-activating G protein-coupled receptor signaling pathway. Gene Ontology annotation, molecular function: G protein-coupled receptor activity. Gene Ontology annotation, cellular component: membrane. The record is from RefSeq and is a predicted model, not a curated record.
AUGCACAGCCCAAACCAUUGGACGGAUAGUGCUGAAUUUUGGCAUGCAGGUAUAAUCUCGGUCUGUUGGGUGUCUGGUGCAGGAGUGGGUCUGCUCCCACUGUUCGGUUGGCACGCUGGUAACAACAUGCCAGGCUGUUACUUCGUAGAGGUCAUGGACUACAAUUACCUGCUCUUCCUCUAUUUUGCCACCAUCGUGACGCCCAGCGUGUUGCUCGCUGCCUUCUACGCACACAUCUAUCGAGUGGUUGUCAAACAGCUCAGCGAGGUGAUGACAGUGGACGGCUGCCGGGGCCGCAUUCCCGGAGGAGGCACCAUGCUACGAGUACUUGGAGCCGCGCAGAAGCGAGAAGUCAAAGCCACACAGAAUCUCGCUAUUAUAGUAUUUUUCUUCAUCAUUUGUUGGAUACCACUCUACACAGUCAAUGCAAUCAAAGCCUUCAUGCCUGAGCUCGACAUUCCCAACCCUCUCACUUAUAUCUGCAUCAUCGUCUCCCAUCUAAAUUCUGCUAUUAACCCGUUUCUGUACGCGUACCACCUAAAAGACUUUAGGGCAGCUUUGAAGGGUCUUCUUUGCUCUAUAGGAGGCAGAGGAGUGACCAUUCAAGCAGCUUAUAGACCCCCAAUACCAGUUAGGAGGCAAGCGUUAGAGAGGUGCAACGCUUUGAGAGAAAGACCAAAAGUAUACGUGAAUUCUCCUGUGUGGCUUCGGCAGAAGGAAGCUGAAGCGAGUAUAACUGAUGACACUAGAGCGGUAGUCGUGGCUACACCGCUAGUCCCAGAUGUAGAACCGUUUAUAAAUAGAGUAGCUGAGGGUUCUAGUGGUUGCCACACACCAGAGGGUAGGGACAGCGAGGGUGGUCCCUAUCUUAUAGAUACUAACGAAGAGAGAUGCCAAAGUCCUUAUAAGAGAGUUGAGGAACUAAUUCGGCGAGUGCGCAGUGCCAGCGCAGACCACAGCUGA